AUGGGGGGAGAAACAUUUGAAGUUCCGAAGCUUAAGAGCUCAUAUCCUAAGCUGUCCGACCACCCUGUUGGACAAUGGAUCCCAAAGAUCUAUAAGGACCGGAUUGCCUCGUUUUACGGCGGAGGACAAUAUGAAUCGAAGAACUUACGAGCUAUGCUGACCGAAGGAGUCGUCUCAGGGCAUCCCCAUAUACAGCUGUCGGUCUGGGAUGCGCCCGACCUCUCCCGUCCAACAUUCAAAGAAGCUACAAGACACGAGUUCAAACCUACUUCCGUGGGCGACUGGUUCGGGCCAUCAUGGUCGACCCAUUGGUUCAAAGCCCAAAUCACCGUCCCGUCCGACCUGUGCAAGAAGGACCACCUCGAGCUCCAUUGGGAUGCAAAUAACGAGGGGAUGGUGUGGAGCGAGGACGGCAACCCACUCCAGGGAUUAACUGGCGGAGGAGAGCGAGUAGAGUGGAUAUUGCCUGAGAAGUUCAGAGAUGGCAAAGAACAUAUUAUAUAUGUCGAGAUGGCAUGCAACGGCAUGUUUGGAAAUGCCCCAGGCGGAGAUUCGAUCCAACCACCAGACCCAAAUAAAUAUUUCCAAUUGGGCAAAGCUGAGAUCGUCGCUGUCAAUGUCGAAGCUCGCCAUCUCUAUAUUGAUAUUUGGGAAAUUGGUGAUGCCGCGAGGGAGUUUCCCACCGAUUCAUGGGAGCAGCAUAAGGCCUUGAAGGUCGCCAAUCAGAUUAUAGAUGCUUUUGAUUUGGGCAACCAAGAUUCAAUUAUCCAGGGCCGUAAAAUAGCCCAAGAGUAUUUGGGCAAGCAUGCGAGCUCCGCCAAAGUUUACAAAAGCGGAAAUGAGCCUCUUGUUUAUGCUAUUGGAAAUUGCCACAUUGAUACCUGCUGGCUCUGGCCUUGGGCGGAGACAAAGAGGAAAGUCGCCAGAUCAUGGUCGAGUCAAUGCAAUUUGUUAGAGCAGUAUCCCGAGCAUCGGUUUACCGCCUCUCAGGCGCAACAGUACAAAUGGCUCAAACAAGAUUAUCCAUACGUCUUCGAUCGGGUUAAAGAGAAGAUUAAAAAAGGCACAUUUCAGCCAAUUGGAGGUAGCUGGGUAGAGCAUGAUACCAAUUUGCCAAGUGGCGAAUCACUCGUCCGGCAAUUUUUAUACGGCCAAAGAUUCUUUGAAAGCAAUUUCGGGGAACGAUGCCGGACUUUCUGGCUUCCUGACACUUUUGGUUAUUCGGCACAAUUGCCGCAACUGUGCCAGCUGGCAGGCAUGUCGCGAUUCUUCACUCAGAAAUUGAGUUGGAAUAACAUCAACAAAUUUCCCCACACAACCUUCAAUUGGGUAUCUCUUGAUGGAAGCCAAGUCGUUUGCCAUAUGGCACCGUCCGAGACAUAUACUGCGGAGGCGAAUUUUGGCGAUGUGAGGAGGUCAGUUACUCAGCACAAAUCGAUGGACCAGGAUCCAAUUUCGUUACUUGCCUUUGGCAAAGGUGAUGGAGGUGGUGGUCCAACUUGGGAACACUUAGAGAAGCUUAGACGUUGCCGUGGAAUGGCCGACACAGUUGGCUUGUUGCCUAGGGUACAUAUGGGCGAUUCCGUCGAAGACUUCUUCGAUAAGCUCCAACAAAAGGCUUCGACCGGUACCGACUUUGUUACUUGGUAUGGCGAACUCUACUUUGAGUUGCACCGAGGCACGUAUACAACCCAAGCAAACAGUAAGCGCAAUAAUAGGAAAUCGGAGAUCAUGCUCCGUGACAUUGAGCUGUUAGCUACCCUUGCAAGCAUCAAAUCGGGAUAUAAGUAUCCAAAGAAGGAUAUCGAUGACAUGUGGGAGGCAGUGCUUCUGUGCCAAUUCCAUGACUGCCUUCCUGGGAGCUCUAUUGAGAUGUGUUAUGAUGAUAACGAUGAGCUCUAUGCCGAGGUGUUUAAGACAGGCGAGAGAAUCUUAAAAGAGUUACAAAACGUUUUAGGUGUUCACGAUGUCAGUGGCCCCGGAGUCAAGGGGACCCUUGUUGCAUUAAACACUCUGCCUUGGCACCGCAGGGAAAUCGUCCCAAUUGGAGACCAUCAAGCUGGAGUUGCUUGCGGUGAAGGGAAUCUGCUGAGCGUCAAAACCUUUAAAGUUGCUGAGACCCCCGAGGUCACAGUUGAAGAGGUUAGAAGUGGAGUUUUUGUCCUUCAAAAUGACCAAUUGCGAGUACAAGUCGAGAACGGAAUUAUUUCUUCCCUCUACGAUCGAAAGGCCGAAAGAGAGGUCAUUGCCAAAGGAGGCAAAGCUAACCAGCUUGUUGUCUUUGAUGAUAAGCCUCUGUAUUGGCAAGCUUGGGAUGUCGAAGUAUAUCAUCUUGACUCUAGAAAAGAACUUUCUUCCAGCGCCACAAAAAUCGCUAAGAGUGACGCUCACCAAGUGAGCGUUAUGACCGAGACGAAGAUCAGCGACAAGAGCUGGGUGAAGACAUAUAUUAGCUUAUCAGCUGCUUUCAAGGGUCAGCAAUCGUAUGUUGAGAUGCACAGCGAGGUUGAGUGGCAAGAAAGCAUGAAGUUCCUUAAGGUCGAGUUCCCUGUUGAUAUCAGAAAUACGGAGGCUUCAUACGAGACUCAGUUCGGUAUCAUUCGAAGACCAACACAUUACAACACCUCUUGGGAUAUGGCUAAAUUCGAAGUCUGCUGCCACAAAUUUGCGGAUCUUUCUGAACAUGGUUACGGCGUAUCGAUUCUGAAUGACAGCAAGUACGGGUUUGCUACUUGCGGUAACCUCAUGCGCCUCUCACUACUGCGAGCCCCCAAGGCACCAGAUGCGCAUGCUGAUAUGGGCCGCCACCACAUGCGCUGGGCAAUCCUCCCUCAUCAGGGAGACCUUGGCUCUACAACGGUGCGGACCGCAUUUAACUUCAACAACCCAUUAAAGCUCGUCCAAUCACCAGAAACGCUCGAUGCAAGCGCCUUCAGUAACCCCAUCAAGCUAAUAGGCGACUCGUCCCUUAUUCUUGACACAGUCAAGAGAGGCGAGGACGACGAGGAUGUGUCACGGGGAGAACUUCCGAAGAGGAAGGGCAAGAGUGUUAUCUUACGCAUUUAUGAUAGUUUGGGUGGUAAGAGCCGAGGCACUAUUCAGACGACAUUGGAUGUGAAGAGAGUUUGGAAGACAAAUGUCUUGGAGGAUGAUGAGGAAGAAAUCAAAUUUGCGGAGGGGAAGAUUGAUAUUACCUUGCGACCAUUUGAGGUUGCUACUUUCAGGCUACAAUUGUGA
Molecule: messenger RNA, 3237 nt
Organism: Venustampulla echinocandica
Lineage: Eukaryota; Fungi; Ascomycota; Leotiomycetes; Helotiales; Pleuroascaceae
Product: Alpha-mannosidase
Exons: 4
Coding region: 1-3237 (1078 amino acids)
Biological process (GO): oligosaccharide catabolic process; mannose metabolic process
Cellular component (GO): fungal-type vacuole membrane
Molecular function (GO): alpha-mannosidase activity; carbohydrate binding
Source: RefSeq, a predicted model, not a curated record